AUGCAUCGACUUCUAUAUAUACGACAAUUUAUCCAUCGCACUAUCUAUCUAUUCAUCUAUCUAUCUAUCUAUCUAUCUAUCUAUCUAUCUGUCCCAUUCUGUUUCUAUCUAUCUAUCUAUCUAUCUAUCUAUCUAUCUAUCUAUCUAUCUAUCUGUCCCAUUCUGUUUCUAUCUAUCUAUCUAUCUAUCUAUCUAUCUAUCUAUCUAUCUAUCUAUCUAUCUAUCUAUCCCAUUCUGUUUCUAUCUAUCUAUCUAUCUAUCUAUCUAUCUAUUGCAUCUUUUUUCUUUCCUCAACUUCGCUUUCUAUUUUUCUUUAAUUUUCUGUUAUUUUACUUCCUUUUCACCGAAUCAUUCAUUCAUUCGUUUUUCAUCAACUUUCUUUUCUUUCUUUCUUUCUUUUCUUUCUUUCUUUUCUUCUUUCUUUUUUCUUUUCUUCCUUCCUUUCUUUGUUUUCUUUUCUUUUCUUUUCUUUCUUUCUUUGUUUUCUUUCUUUGUUUUCUUUCUUUCUUUGUUUUCUUUCUUUCUUUCAUUCUUUUCUUUCUUUCUUUUCUUUUUCUUUCUUUCUUUUCUUUUUUCUUUCUUUCUUUCUUUCUUUCUUUUCUUUCUUUCUUUCUUUUCUUUCUUUUCUUCCUUCCUUUUCUUUCUUUCUUUCUUUCUUUCUUUUCUUUUCUUUUCUUUCUUUCUUUUUCUUUUCUUUCUUUCUUUCUUUCUUUCUUUUCUUCCUUCCUUUUCUUUUUUUCUUUCUUUCUUUUCUUUUCUUUCUUUCUUUCUUUUCUUUCUUUCUUCCUCUUCUUUCUUUCUUUCUUUCUUUUCUUUAUUUCUUUUCUUUCUUCCUUUCUUUCUUUCUUUCUUUCUUUUCUUUCUUUCUUUCUUUUCUUUCUUUCUGUCUUUCUUUCUUUUUUCUUUUCUUCCUUCCUUUCUUUGUUUUCUUUUCCUUUCUUUUCUUUCUUUCUUUGUUUUCUUUCUUUGUUUUCUUUCUUUCUUUCUUUUCUUUCUUUCUUUCUUUCAUUCUUUUCUUUCUUUUCUUUUUCUUUCUUUCUUUUCUUUUUUCUUUCUUUCUUUCUUUCUUUCUUUUCUUUCUUUCUUUCUUUUCUUCCUUCCUUUUCUUUCUUUCUUUUCUUUUCUUUUCUUUCUUUCUUUCUUUCUUUUCUUUUCUUUCUUUCUUUCUUUCUUUUCUUCCUUCCUUUUCUUUUCUUUCUUUCUUUAUUUUUUUUUCUUUCUAUCUUUUCUUUUCUUUCUUUCUUUCUUUCUUUUCUUUCUUUCUUCCUUUUCUUUCUUUCUUUCUUUCUUUCUUUCCUUAUUUCUUUGUUUUCUUUAUUUCUUUUCUUUCUUCCUUUCUUUCUUUUCUUUCUUUCUUUCUUUCUUUUUCAAUUUUUUCUCAUAUUUUCGAUGUCGUUCUACUCAACCUUCGUCAACUUUAUGAAUGUCUGCCUGCCUAUCUAUCUAUCUAUCUAUCUAUCUAUCAUCGCCAUUUUAUGUCUAUCUAUCUAUCUUUCUAUCUAUCUAUCUAUCUAUCAUCGCCAUUUUAUGUCUAUCUGUCUGUGUAUCUGUCUGUCCGUCUAUCUAUCUAUCUAUCCAUCUAUCUAUCUAUCUAUCUAUCUAUCUAUCUAUAUAUAUAUAUAUAUAUAUAUAUAUAUAUCACCGCCUUUUUCAAAUUUAUCUAUCUUCGACAUUUUCGUAUCUAUCUAUCUAUCUAUCUAUCUUUCUUUCUUUCUUUCUUUCUUUCUAUCUAUCUAUCUAUCUAUCUAUCUAUCACGGCCUUUCUUUCUUUCUUUCUUUCUUUCUAUCUAUCUUUCUAUCACAUUCAGCUCCUAUCUAUCUAUCUUCACCAUUUUCAUAUCUAUUUAUCUCUCAUAUUCUGUUUAUAUCUAUCUAUCUAUCUAUCUAUCUAUCUAUCUAUCUAUCUAUCUAUCUAUCUAUCUAUCUUCGCCUUUUUCAUAUCAAUCUAUCUUGACCAUUUUCAUAUAUAUUUAUCUGUCAUAUUCUGUUCAUAUCUAUCUAUCUAUCUUCGCCUUUUUCAUAUCAAUCUAUCUUGACCAUUUUCAUAUAUAUUUAUGUCAUAUUCUGUUCAUAUCUAUCUAUCUAUCUAUUUAUCUAUCUAUCUAUCUAUCUUUCCCUUUUUCAUAUCAAUCUAUCUUGACCAUUUUCAUAUAUAUUUAUCUGUCAUAUUCUGUUCAUAUCUAUCUAUCUAUCUUUGCCUUUUUCAUAUCAAUCUAUCUUGACCAUUUUCAUAUAUAUUUAUCUGUCAUAUUCUUCAUAUUCUGUUCAUAUCUAUCUAUCUAUCUAUCUAUCUUUGCCUUUUUCAUAUCAAUCUAUCUUGAACAUUUUCAUAUAUAUUUAUCUGUCAUAUUCUGUUCAUAUCUAUCUAUCUAUCUAUCUAUCUAUCUAUCUUUGCCUUUUUCAUAUCAAUCUAUCUUGAACAUUUUCAUAUAUAUUUAUCUGUCAUAUUCUGUUCAUAUCUAUCUAUCUAUCUAUCUAUCUAUCUUUGCCUUUUUCAUAUCAAUCUAUCUUGAACAUUUUCAUAUAUAUUUAUCUGUCAUAUUCUGUUCAUAUCUAUCUAUCUAUCUAUCUAUCUAUCUAUCUAUCUAUCUAUCUAUCUUUGCCUUUUUCAUAUCAAUCUAUCUUGAACAUUUUCAUAUAUAUUUAUCUGUCAUAUUCUGUUCAUAUCUAUCUAUCUAUCUAUCUAUCUAUCUAUCUAUCUAUCUAUCACAUUCUGUUCAUAUUUAUGUAUCUAUUUAUGUUUCUUCCCCAUUUUCAUAUUUAUCUAUCUAUCUUUCACAUUCUGUUCAUAUUUAUGUAUCUAUUUAUCUUUCUUCGCCAUUUUCAUAUCUAUCUAUCUAG
This is a messenger RNA of Acanthosepion pharaonis, 2841 nucleotides long. The record is from the annotation of a GenBank genome assembly. NCBI's taxonomy places the organism in Eukaryota, Metazoa, Mollusca, Cephalopoda, Sepiida, Sepiidae.